AUGUUCGCCAAGGCCGCCAUCUUCGCGCUCGCCGCUGCCGGUGCUGCUACCGCCCAGGUCCAAAACUACACCAGCUCGCUCAACAUGACGAUUGACCCUAACCAGGCCACUGGUCAGGAGCGAGCCCAGUGGUGUGCUGCUGAGACCAACAGCUGCAGCCAGCUUUGCGACGGCGCGUCCACGAAUGACUGCUCUGCUGCCACUCUCGAUUACAAGUGUAUCUGCUCGUCCAACAGCAGCGCGCCCGGCCUCGAGUACUAUUCUCAGACGAUGCCCACCUUCAUCUGCCUGAAGCUCUUUGACCUCUGCAACACCCAGAACGUCGGCAACGCCAAAAACCAGGAGGCCUGCAAGACCAACAUUAUGUCGCAUUGCGGUACCCAGGACCCUACUAAGGCCACCACGGGCGGUUCCAGCAGCAGCGCCUCUGGCUCUGGAUCCUCCACCACUGCCUCUCCCGAGGCUACUGGCCAGACUGGUGGCAGCGGUUCCGCCUCGUCGACCAGCAGCAGUCACGGCAUGGCCGCUCCCACCAUGGCCGCUGGUCAGGGUAUCGCUGCUGCUGCCGCCGCCGUCGGCGUCUUUGCUUACCUCAUCUAA
Molecule: messenger RNA, 600 nt
Organism: Akanthomyces muscarius
Lineage: Eukaryota; Fungi; Ascomycota; Sordariomycetes; Hypocreales; Cordycipitaceae
Exons: 3
Coding region: 1-600 (199 amino acids)
Source: RefSeq, a predicted model, not a curated record